GGAGUGAUGGCCCACAGGGAUCCUGGCCGCUGACCCUUCAGCUCUCUCCCCAGAGCCACCAACGCCAGACUCUCCUCACACGGGGCUAGUCCACCCUGCCCUGCCUCUGCUGGAGCCCAGGAGCUCCAGGACUGGGCGUGUCCGGCCAGCAUGGCGACCGCCGCCUCCCCUCAGCCGCUGCUCACCACCGAGGUCACCAGCUCUGAGAACAGCAGCUCCUUCUAUGACUACGAGUACUACCUGAACCUGGAGGCCUUCCUGCUCUGCAGGAAGGAUGAGGUGCUGUCCUUCAGCAAAGCCUUCCUGCCAGUCUUCUACAGCCUGGUCUUCGUGCUGGGCCUGGGCGGGAACCUCCUUCUCCUAGUGGUCUUGCUCCGGUACGUGCCUCGCAGGCGGAUGACAGAGGUCUAUCUGCUGAACCUGGCUGUCUCCAACCUCCUGUUCGUGGUGACCCUGCCCUUCUGGGCCAUUUCUGUGGCCUGGCAUUGGGUCUUUGGGAGUUUUUUGUGCAAGACCGUGAGCAUACUCUAUACCAUCAACCUCUACAGUGGCAUCUUCUUCAUUAGCUGCAUGAGCCUGGACAAGUACCUGGAGAUUGUCCACGCUCAGGCCCACCACAGGCUGCGGACCCGGUCCAAACGCUGGCUCCUUGUUGUCACGGUAUGGGCUGUGGCCCUGGCUGUCUCCAUCCCGGACAUGAUCUUUGUGCAGACACAUGAAAACCCUUUGGGUGUAUGGAAAUGCUAUCCGGAUUUUGGGGGACACGGGACCUUCUGGAAGCUCCUUCUCCGCUUCCAGCAGAACACCUUGGGGUUUCUCAUUCCUCUCCUCACCAUGAUCUUCUUCUACUCCCGCAUCGGCUCUGUCCUGGUCAGGCUGAGGCCCCCAGGCAGGGGCCGGGCUCUAAAGAUGGCCAUAGCCCUCGUGCUGGCCUUCUUCCUGCUGUGGUUCCCCUACAACCUCACCUUGUUCCUGCACUCGCUGAUGGACCUGAAAGUCUUAUGGGACUGCAAUGCCAGCAAGUACCUGGAUUAUGCGCUGCAGGUGACGGAGAGCAUCGCCUUCCUUCACUGCUGCUUCACCCCUGUCCUCUACGCCUUUUCUACCCGCUGCUUUGGCCAGUACCUGAAGGCUUCCCUGGCCACUAUGUUUGGACGGCACCAGGCCCCUUUCCCUCCCCAGGCCCGGCUGUCCAGCAGUUGUGAGAGGAGCAGCCUCACUGCCGAAGAAGAAAUGACCAGCAUGAAUGACCUUGGGGAGAGGGAGGCUGAGGACUCCCCCAACAAGGGGAAUGUGAGGGAAAAUGAAGGCCACGUGGCCAUGCCACGGUCUAGUGAGAGUGGAUGGGACCCAGCUCAGUAGGGGAUCCACCCAGAGUCUUCUCUCCAAGGGUCUCAUUGAUGAUGUUGCUAAACCCAGUGGUCAAUUUUCAGUUCUCAACCUUCAGCAGCGUCUGCCCACUCCUCCCCGGACAUCGUACUCCCUGAGCCGCCGCAAUAGUUGCCCAGCGGACCACUGUUUCCUAGUGUCAUGUUCUCCUAUCAUCUAUUGCAGAGGUCCCCAAACUUUCUGGAACCAGGGACCAGUUUCUGUAACUACCUCUUUGUAUUUCUUCUUUUUAAAAAAUUUUUAAAGUAUAUUUUAUUGAUUAUGCUAUUACAGUUGUCCCAUUUUUUCCUCCCUUUUAUCCCCCUUCUCCCUGCACCCCCCCACCCUCCAGCAUUUCCCUCCCCUCACACAGUUCAUGUCCAUGGGUCAUACAUAUGAGUUCUUUGGCUUCUCCAUUUCCUAUACUGUUCUUAACCUCCCUCCACCUAUCUUGUGCUUACCAUUUGUACUUCUUAUUCCCUGCACCUUUUCCCCUCAUUCUCCCCCUCUGCCUCCCCACUGAUAACCCUCCAUGUGAUCUCCAUUUCUGCGAUUCUCUUCCUGUUCUAGCUGUUUGCUUCAUUUUUAUGUUUUUUAGGUGCAGUUGUUGAUAGUUGUGAGUUUGUUGUCAUUUUACUGUUCAUAGUUUUUGAUCUUCUUCUAUUUCUUAGAUA
Pteronotus mesoamericanus is the source of this 2042-nucleotide messenger RNA. RefSeq names its product atypical chemokine receptor 2 (gene ACKR2). The coding region runs from base 151 to 1362 and encodes 403 amino acids. Lineage: Eukaryota; Metazoa; Chordata; Mammalia; Chiroptera; Mormoopidae. The record is from RefSeq and is a predicted model, not a curated record. Gene Ontology annotation, biological process: positive regulation of cytosolic calcium ion concentration; immune response; calcium-mediated signaling. Gene Ontology annotation, molecular function: C-C chemokine binding; scavenger receptor activity; C-C chemokine receptor activity. Gene Ontology annotation, cellular component: membrane; external side of plasma membrane. The transcript has 2 exons.